Messenger RNA from Funneliformis geosporum, 930 nucleotides. Lineage: Eukaryota; Fungi; Glomeromycota; Glomeromycetes; Glomerales; Glomeraceae. The record is from the annotation of a GenBank genome assembly.
AUGGACAAAGAAAAAUCAAAAUAUCGUUAUUCUUCAGAGAUUCAACAAAUGAUGUUUGUUUUCGGUGAGGUCUCAGAACCUUCACUUGAAACGAUAAAUCUAGUUGAAGAUAUCGUUCGCUCUCAAGUGAUUGAAAUUAUAAUACAAGCUGCAGCUCAAGCUUCAAAACGUGGGUCUAGGUACAUGAGCGCUGAAGACUUAAUUUUUUUAAUUCGUCAUGAUCGUGCUAAAGUAAAUCGAUUAAGAACCUACUUAAGUUGGAAAGAUGUACGAAAGAAUGCAAAAGAUUCGGGUGGUAAUGAUGCGACUGAAGAAAUAAUGGAAGAACCGAAUGCAGCCAAGGCACGAAAAAUGAAAGUUAAACUUUCCUGGGAACUUGUCAAUUCGUUUUCUGAAUUUUUAAAUGCUGACUCCGAUGACGAUGAUGAAGAAGAGUUAGAAGCUUAUAAUGAUUCUAUACAAAGAUUAAAGGAUGCUGAUGAAAUUACUCGAGCUAUGACUCGAGAGGAGUAUGUGCAUUAUUCAGAAUGUCGACAAGCAUCUUUCACAUAUAGGAAAGCAAAACGAUUUCGUGAAUGGGCCAACAUGUCUGCUUAUAUAGAUAUGAAACCUAAUGAUGACAUUAUAGAUAUUCUUGGAUUUCUUACAUUUGAGAUGGUUAGCACCUUAACCGAGACAGCUUUAAGGGUCAAAAGAGAUUUAGACAAGGACCAAAUGAUUCACAACAAGAGCCUCAAUCGCCCUAGAGGAAUAUUUGAAGAUGAACUUGAAAAUAGGAAUGUGUAUUUAUUUUCUUCACCUCCUUCAGAACAAACAGCUUUACAACCUUCACACAUUCAUGAGGCUUUUAGACGAUUACAAAUGCUUCUUCCCAAGCCAAUCAAAAAUUUUCGUGGAGGUUUGGUUAGAACUAAAGUUUCUCUUAUUUAG